CGGACCGCCCCUCUCUCCCGAGGGAGCGGUGAGGGCGGGCCCGAGAGCCAGAGAUGCCGGAAGUGAGGCGAUCCGGGGGCGCGCUAGCUGCACUGGCGGUAGGACGUCUCGGUCCCCUCCGGUCUUUUCCUCAAGGCAAGCAGGCUCCUGAUGGACCCUGGGAAGGACCAAGAGGGAGUGCGGCAGCCUGCAGGGCCACCCACAAGGAAGAAAUUUGUCAUACCACUGGACGAGGAUGAGGUCCCUCUUGCAGUGGCCAAGCCCUUAUUCAAGUCUACACGGAGCCUUCCUGCUGUGGAUACCUCAGCUCAGGUGGCCCCUCAAACCUACGCUGAGUAUGCCAUCUCACGGCCUGCAGGAGGGGCUGGAGCCACAUACCCUACAGGGUCAGAGUCCCAGGCAGGAGAGACCCCCAACCAGGCUCCAAAACCAGGGGCCAAAUCCAACAGCAUCAUUGUGAGCCCCCGGCAGAGGGGCAACCCUGUGCUAAAGUUCGUGCGAAACGUGCCCUGGGAAUUUGGUGAUGUAAUCCCUGACUAUGUGCUGGGCCAGAGCACCUGUGCACUCUUCCUCAGCCUCCGCUACCACAACCUGCACCCGGACUAUAUCCAUGAGCGGCUGCAGAGCCUGGGGAAGAACUUUGCCCUGCGGGUCCUUCUCGUCCAAGUGGAUGUGCGCCCUGCUCUCAUGGGCUGUCCAGUGGCUUUUCCUUUCCUAAUACACUCCUGCCUCUUUCCCUUCCAGGUGACUGAUUGUCUGACCACUGUGAAGUCAGUCAACAAGACAGACAGUCAGACCCUUCUGGCUACUUUUGGAUCUCUGGAACAGCUCAUAGCUGCAUCGAGGGAAGACUUGGCCUUGUGCCCAGGCCUGGGCCCCCAAAAGGCCCGGAGACUGUUUGAUGUCCUGCAUGAACCCUUCUUUAAAGUGCCCCGAUGACCCCAGCCACCAAGGAGAUCCCCUGUAUAAUAAUAAAGCACUUUUCCAGUCCAUGUUCCUG
Otolemur garnettii (small-eared galago) is the source of this 1000-nucleotide messenger RNA. It is a transcript of the gene ERCC1, whose product is annotated as ERCC excision repair 1, endonuclease non-catalytic subunit. Gene Ontology annotation, molecular function: single-stranded DNA binding; damaged DNA binding. The transcript has 8 exons. The record is from RefSeq and is a predicted model, not a curated record. Gene Ontology annotation, biological process: nucleotide-excision repair; mitotic recombination; UV-damage excision repair. Gene Ontology annotation, cellular component: ERCC4-ERCC1 complex; nucleotide-excision repair factor 1 complex; nucleus. Lineage: Eukaryota; Metazoa; Chordata; Mammalia; Primates; Galagidae. Bases 151 to 939 code for a protein of 262 amino acids.